This is a messenger RNA of Lymnaea stagnalis (great pond snail), 11857 nucleotides long. The record is from the annotation of a GenBank genome assembly. NCBI's taxonomy places the organism in Eukaryota, Metazoa, Mollusca, Gastropoda, Lymnaeidae.
AGGGUACUUCCCUGCACUGACGCACUGACAAGGGUUUUUCUUCAAGAAUAUUCCUUAUAAUUGUAUUGGAAGUUAUUUAAAUCGGCGAUAUUAGUAAAUAUUGUUAGAUUUUUAGGCCUAUAUUUAUUUUAUUUAUUUUUAAAAAGUAGCCUAUAUUUUAAAAAUUGGUAUUAUAAAUGUGAGUGUUUACUUUAUCAGUAAAUGUAAAUAUAUUCAGAAUAUGCCACUUCAUGGCGUUUUUUUUCUUCUUUCCAGAUCCAGGCUUUAAGUACAUCAGGACGCAGGUCACCCAGUUCCUUGGCUUUGUAACCAUGACUAGUGUUUGAUCUCGCCACUCACAAAUGCUCACUAGAGGUCAAAGGUAAUGUUGUCUUAUUUUUUGCUCCCCGUGCCUCUCGUUUUUCAGUCUCGGAGUGAACAGAAUAGAAUAGUUAGGCCUCUUUUUAUUAAUCUAACAAGAACAUCCAGCAAAUUAUUAUGGCGUAAGGCAAGCUUUCAGUUAUUUUGCUACCUAUUAUCUGGAAUUAUGCUAGAUAGGCCUAAGCAUAAUAAUAAUAAGUAAUAAACCCCAGCUUUUUUUUUGGGCCCACCUGCCUAAUGACAUAAUUUGUAUUUAAUUUUUUUUACAGUUGGCCUACAUAACAUCAUUAUGAUUAUCAUUAAAGUUGCCUAUAUUGGAAAUAUUAAUAUGUGUAAUUAAGUUACGUUAUUUUAUGCUUUCUUUUCAUACUAACCGUUUCUCACAGUGCAUUACUACUAUCUGGUGUUAUUGCUGCGGUCAGUGUAUUCAUCAUUUCCCUCAUCCCGUCACCCAUUGACCCAGUUCCCAUCUAGUAAGUUCAUUACAUCAUUUUAUCAAUACUAACAGGACAAUGUUUUUAAUAAAGUGGAUGAGUUUACGUUUAGUUAAACAUUUCAUAUGCGAGACUGGAGAAACAAGACAAUUUAAUAAUAAAAAUUAGCUGGAGUUUGAACUUUUUAGUUAAUUUAUUUUUAAAAUUAUUUAUUCCAGACUUCUUAGUCUACACAGCCAGGGGCUUAGGCCUAAAAGGAGGUUUAAUAAACCAUUUAGGAUUAAUAAACCUUUUAGGAAGGUUUAAUAAACCUUUUAGGCCUAGGCCCCUGGCUGUGUAGACUAAGAAGUUUAUUUCACCCACUGUGUAGGCCUAUAUUCAAAAUUAAACUCCUUGAUAAUACAAAGAGAAUUGACUUUUAAUAAACAUCAAAUUCAACUUGUGAGAUAAUUUUUAUAGUUAAGCGAGGCCAAUAACUUUAUUUGCAUUAUUUUUACAAAAAUUCUUGUUAUGGUUGGUAGGGCAAAUCAUUUGAUACUAUGCUAACGUUUCCAAAAUUACUGGUAAUAGACUAUGAAGAUCUGUGAUAUUUUAUUUUGUUUCUCAUGAUAUCUUCUUAUCUAGCUUGAGUGACCAACUACCUGUGCUUGAUGGACCCCUGCAGAUUAACUCUCGCCUACAGAAAGUAACAAAGUUGUUUUCUGGUCAGUUAUUGGGUCCAGAAUCUUUCGCAGUAGGACCUGAUGGUAAGUAAAUGGUUGCACUUUUUGAGAAUAAUGGCUGCACUUUUUCAGCUGCACAUCUUUCUUAGAUGGGAGAUGAAACCCCACUUUAAAAAAAAUUUCAAAAUUUUUCUGGGCUGGUGUAGUCCUUAUUUUAGAACAUAUGAAAGUACUCAUUGGAAGAUGAUUUCCUAUUCAAAUAAAGCACAACUUCUUUAGGUUUGUUUUUGAAACCAAUAUUCUUGAAUAGUAUUGGAAAUACCACGUGUUUAGUCCUAUGGCACUAAAACAUUCUAUCUGUAACAACACUCCUACUAAUAUCUUUAAAAAAAAGAAACAUUUGAGGUUCUGCUAAUCAUUUAUUAGAAGGCAUGAAAAUUGGAUUAAUUUUUCGCUAGAUUCAGAAAAGAUAUUUAAAAAAAUAAGAUACAAGCUAAUUAUUUGGCAUUACCGAAUAAUGGUUUUUUUUUUGGUGGUGUUGAUGGGAGCAUUGCUGCAAAAACACCUUUUGAAUAUUUAUCUAUAAACAUUUAAUAAUAUAGAUCUAAAUGAUAUGUGAAGAAAGGUAAUGGAAUAUACGCUUAUAGCCAAUUUCCUUACUAAAAUAUUAAGACACAAUAUUCACCAGUAGUAUUGAUUUUUUGUUGUUGAAGGAUCUAUAUACACAGGGACUGGAGAUGGUAGGAUCUGGCGAUUCAAGGAUGGUCACAUGAGCAUGGUUGCUAGAACUGGUAUUGACCAUCCAGAUUGUGGUAGGUCCCAUAAAGUAUUUAUACAAUAACAAGGAAUGACCUGUCACAAUGACACAAACAGAAUAUUCUGCUUAAAGCACAUUAAAAUUUUGGAAUUAAAUAUAUUUUUAAAAAUGUCAUUGAAUGUUGAUGUAUGUUUUUUAGAAUUUUUUAAAAUGCAAGCCUAAAAAAAAUGAAAGGGUUUUGUAAAUAUAGUUGCUUUGAAUAGGAGGUCUAGCCAUUUUUCAGCCUGUAAAAAUGCUGUUUGAUAUGUAGUUAUGUAGAAAUAUACAUAACUGUUGAUGCAAUUUUAUACAAUAAGGAUGGUGAUUUAAUUAAUCCAUAGUUAAGAGUUAUUGCCCCUUGAAGCCACAUCUACCACCUAUACAUAUUUUAGGUCAUUAUAUUGUUUAGAUGGCAGUUUUAAUAUUUUAGUGUGUUUGGUGGUCUAAAGCAGGGGUCCUCAAACUACGGCCCAUGGGCCAGAUCUGACUCUACAGGGGACCUUUAGCUAGCCUGCCUGGCUGCCGCAUGAGGACUCAGCUAGAAGCCAAAAAUAAGGCACUAGAUAUUGAUUUUCUAUUUAGCCAAACCAGGACCAUUCUUCCAUUGAAAUACUAAUAUACACUAAUUUUAAAUUAUAGUCCCAAUACCAACAUUGUCUGAGAGACAGUGAGCUGAGGGACAGUGAACUGGCCCCUUGAUUAAAAAAAAAAUAAUUGAAGUUAUUAAAAAGACAAACAGAUUGGGAUGUCAAUUAGGGAAAGCAAAAUUUAGGAAGUGAAUUAAAAUAUAUGCCUUGUAGUUAUUAGUCCCGACGCAAAAUAUUGUUAAUUUGAAGUGAAUGUAUCAUGGUUUCCUGCCUAAAGUAUGUUCUCUCAUAUAACAGGUAAAUUUCACAUGGAACCAGUCUGUGGACGUCCAAAAGGAAUCAAGAUGAACAGUAAAGGAUAUCUGAUAGUGGCAGACUCAUACAAAGGCAUUCUUGAAGUCAAUGUUGACACUGGAGACAUCAGGGUGUUAUUAGAUAGUAGGAUAUUAGGAUAAUAAUAUGUGCACUUAAUUACAUUACAUAAUAUAAAUCCCAGCUUUGAAUAGAUAAUUUUCACAGUACUAAAUCAAAAUGAUAAAUAUAUUUAUGUCGGUAAGGCAACAUUUUGUAAAUAAAUAGAUAAAAACCAUGUUAAUUAACUCUUCUUUUCAAAUCUUCAAUGAAGUAAAAAAAAAAAAAAUUAAUUAUCCCCCUAUUGCAGUUCUAUAUAGAAAACAAAUAUAAUAUUCUAAUAGUAGGUCCAUUGCUAAAGUUCUUCAGCCUGGUGAAGACCUAAUGCAGUAGCAAUCUGAAAAUCUACUAAACCAGGGUUUGCCAACCUUUUUUAUUGUCUGCAACCCUGUGAUAUGUUAUGUUAAACUAAGUCAUGAAUCCCCUAAGCAAUUGACUAACUCUUGCAACCCAUACAAAAGGUAAAAUGAAUUUUAAAAGUGAAAACAAAAAUUGAAUUAUUUCUUCUAAUGAAUCGCAAAGAAAUUUUGUAUAGCUAACUAUAAGCUUGUGACUUAUUACUUAAAGGAAAAUUUUAAUAAAGAAAUUAAAAAAAAAAAAAAAGGUUCACAUCAUAACUUAAGUCCAUUUGUUCUUAUAAUCACUUUUCCUCACAACCUCUGAAAUUCUACCUUGCACCACCUGGGGUUGCAAGGACCCCACAUUGGAAAACCAUGAACCAAAACAUUGGGAAGUGGUGCAAGAAAUGUUAGAAUAUUCAAUGCUUCAUGUCCUUUUCCGUUUAGAAUGUAUUUAUUAAAGUAAGAUUGAUUAUUAAAAAUAUAAAUACAAGUUACAUCUAGUAUUCCUCAAUUUCUUAGAGUUUAAUGGGUCAAGAUUUGUGUUUCUCAAUGGCCUUGAUAUUGGUUCAGAUGGCACCAUUUACUUCUCUGACUCAAGUACCAAGUGGGAAAGGCGAAAUUAUCGGUAUGAGGUAAGUCUGGGUGACUAAAAAUAAAAAAUAAUCAGUUGUAAUGAUCCAUUGUAAAUAAAAUAGGUAACUCCACAAAAUGACAAAAAUAUUAUGAGUAAUAGUAGGUACAAAACAUAAUGACAUAGUCGUAAGCAUGUGGAUUUAUUAUUAAUACAAAUAUUUAUAGUCAUUGUGUGUGAUGUGGGGGGGACUCUGUUGUCACAUAAAAAAUGACUUGGGUGGCGCCCCGAAUUUGCCCUGGAAAAACUACUCCACUGGUAAAUUAUGUUGGAUAUAAAGAAAUAAAAUUCAGCCAAAGAAUGAUGUAUUGGGAUAUAAGAAAAGUGAAAAGUUUAUUGAACAAUUUUAAACAUUUUGUUGGCAAUUAACAUAACAAAAAAUUGGCAUUUGAAAGCAUACAAAAUAAAUACUUAUUAAAUUUAUGUAUUUUAGUAAGGUUAAGUUAAAUUAAAUAUUUAUUGUGUACAAUUUAUAACACUUUGAGAUUUAAAAAUCUACUUUUUUUGGUUGGAAAUUGUAGGUGAUUGAGACAAAUAAACUUGGUCGUGUCAUAGCCUUGAAUCCCCUGACCUUGCAGGCAAGACUCUUACAAGAUGGCCUUUACCUUGCUAAUGGGCUGUGCCUUGCACCAGAUGACAGUUUCCUGCUAGUUGCUGAGAUGAGCAUAUCAAGGAUAUCAAAGUAAUUUAAAAAUUCUUCAUUAACCAUUAAAUAGAAUUGUGUAGGAGAUGAUAUUUUUUAUUUUCAAGUAAGUUCUCUUUUAUGUUAGCUCCAUGCAGUGGUGUUUUUAACACGUUUCAAGUGCCACUUAAACGACCUAUGAUGUAACCCAAAGGCUCUACUACAUUUCUCUUGCUGUCCUCUUGGAUACAUUUCAGCUGAGUUUUUAAAUUUUGAUAUUUGUGUUACUCUUUAUUUGUACUGUUUGCUUCUUGCCAAAAUGAUCAUAGUUUUGUUUCUUACUUUUUUCAGGUGUUCCCCUACCUUCUCUUUACAUAUUUCUUCUUCUUCUAUAUCUUAAGGGCCCACAAUCAAUUUAUUGAUAAUUUUGGCUCCUAUGCAUGUAGAUGGGAUUUGCAAUGUUUCUGUUCCUGGUGUUGAUGAGGAAAUUUCACUGAUUUCCAGUGCCAGUUAAUGAGGGAAUCAUGCACUAGGGGUUUGAAGGCUUGAGGCAAUAGACACAAUAGACAGACCCAUUAGUGUAUCUUGCCAGGCCAUUUCACAACUAUUCACUGCUCUAGAGACCUUUGUGAGACAUUCUAGUCAAACUCUGCAUGCUGCAUUAUCUGUUAUAGCAGUGAUUCUCAAACCAUUCUGACUUCUGAGAGAUGAUCAGACAAAGGGCAAUUAAAAAAAAAAAAUUUAAUAAUAUUUUCAUUUGCAGAUCAGUGAUUGAGUGGUCUUGGACUAGCUUUUUCAGAAGAACUGGGUUACAUCAUUUAUUUAGUUCAAAUUAGUUUACACAAAUGGUAUGAAAAAAAUUUGAUAAAAAAUACAUAUAUUUUAUUUGCUAGACUUGAAAUGAUCAAACUUUCUUUGGUCUGAUUUCAGAAUCUACUUGAAGGGACCAAAUACAGGACAAGUGGAAGUGUUAAUUGACAAUCUCCCUGGGUACCCAGACAACAUUAAAGAAAAUGACAGGGGAAACUACUAUGUUGGCAUGGGAUCAGUCCGCUUUCAGGGGUCCAGUCCCAUUGGUUCCUUUUUAGACAUUGUGUCACAAUAUCCUUCAAUCAAACGGAUUGUUACCAAGGUAGUAUUAAAAAAAAUAAUUUUUUCUUGAAAUUUUAAUUUAAUUUAUUUUCCAAAAUGUGUACGUUGGAGAAAAAAAUUAUUAAGCUACAUGCCAUCGAUUUGUAUGUACAUAUAGUAAUGGCAUUAAUACCUUUUGGUCUCCCUGUGUCUAAUCAUUUUUGUAAGGCUCAAAGUGUUUUAUCUCAUUUGAAGACCUGGCGUACUAGGCAACACUUUGAUCAAAAUUUAACACAGGAGGACAUUUUAUCCAAAGCUAACAGCAUAUUUUUGUAAAGAAAAGUAUAUAUAAUCUCUUAUGUUUAUUGCUCACUAUGCAGUUUCACUGUCAAAUAAUUUUAUCAUUGUAAGGCAGCACAAGUGAUUUUUUGAAAGCUAUUCUUUAAUAUCUUGAGAAUUUAUUUGUUUUUAGAAAAGGACUUUAAUAAUAAUAAUAAUAAUAAUAAGUGGUCUUAUAUAGCGCGGUACCCCGGCCUAGGGCUGGGCUCACCGCGCUGUACAAAUAUAUAGCAAAGAGGCAUAAUCAUAAUAUUAAAAUAAAAUACAUAAAUGAAAUAAAAACAACAUAUAAGCAAAACAACACCAUAGGUAUAUUCAUCCACCCACACCAGACAUUUUUACAAGGAAACCAGGGGUGCCACUUUUCCGGGCCAUCCCGGAAUUCCGGAUUCGUGAGGCUAAAUAUUUGUCAGUUCCGGAUUCGCGAGUUUUUAUAUUCUCUAUUUCCGGAUUCGCCAGUUCAAUUUAUUCAAAUACGGAUUCUUUCUGGUUUUUUUUUUUUUUAAAGAAUCAACGUGCAACAGAAUUCGCGAAAAACCAGGAAAAUUCCUUGAAAAUGGACGUUAAUCGCCGAUCUCGUCUAUUUUUAGCCUUUCUGUUGACAGAGAGCUAGAGGUUUCCCCUUGCGCAUGCGCUUUACACUACGCGUUUCGAGUACCGUACUACUUCGAUAGACCAGAAAUAUUUAUUUUCUAUUCACGUCGCCAAUCAAGACAUAUUUGAAGUGUUUGGGUAAGCAAAGUGUAAAAUUUAGUAAAUAUCUUUUUAAUUUAGUUUUUAAUUGUUGGGUAACCAUUAUCAUAAAAAGAAAACUACUCGUCUGAGCGCUGUCUAACAAGACUAAGCUUAGCGUACUUUGUUAUGUAGCUUUACUGUAUGCAGGCGACUUGUAUUUUUUUUUUAUUAGAAGAGCUAGGACUAGGCGGCGUUUAACUUUUUUUUAAAGACUUCUUAAGUUCACUUUACAUUUAAUUACGGAGUAAGCCUUCUAAUUUUAAAUAGGCCAAUAUGAUUAAGUUAUUUUUAUCCGUUCUGUAGAGAGCCUGACAUAACCGUAUUUAGUUAGUUUUUAUUUAUUAGUUAUGCACUCCCGUGUUCUGACUCUGGGUAUACUACUUUACGGUAAUUUGUAAUUCUACUAUUAGUAUUCAUAAUGCUCUGUAUUACCGUAGCAGUAGUGCCGUAGUUAAAUUUAAAUACUGGUAUAAUAUAGUCGAUAUUAUUAUUAUGUAUGCCUUACUAUAAACUAUAAAUCUAAUAAUAUUUUAUUUUGUUUCACUAUUCAGGAUCUAGGCUCAAUAAAAAUAUGUAAUGCCCAACAGUUAACAGUUCCUUUAACUUUAAAGAACUGAUGGGCAUUACAGUUACAGUACAGCAAUUGGCAAUCAUGAUUGAAUAAGCAUUCAAUGAAUACUAUGCUGGAAAUAUUGAUAUCAAGUAUUCAAGGGGAAAAUGUCUGAGUCAAUCAUCUUUAUCACCCAUCUUAGGUGUCCACUUUUGUAACUUCUCAAUUUAUGAAAUUUAUGUGUCAAACUAUGAAACUCUCACACUUGGGAGAUAGUAUAGACACUAAAGUGUGUUGAUUCAAACUAUCCAUUUUCAUCAUAAAGAAGACAACAUUAACUCCAUAUAUGAAAAGAUAAUUUCCACUUGUGGUAGCUAUACUUUUGUUCUAAAAUGCCCAGAUAACUCAUUGCAAAAGUUGACUUUUCAAGUCUAAGUAAAUUGAAAAAUUGCUAUUGCUGUAAAUUUAAUAAAUACUAAUAAAUGUUUACAUGUAUACACCUUAAUUGCUUAAUUUUGUUCAUUUGUGAUGUAUCUCAAUGUUUUAUUUGAUAAUUUUAUGCUUGUUUUUAUAUUAAUCAACAAAAUGCUGCAUUGCGAUAAUCAGGAAUUUUGAGUUUCAUUAAGUUUCAGGGAUUGAAAAAUUUGUAAAUGAAGUUUCAGGUUUCAAGAAAUUUUUAGAAAGGGAUUUCAGGGUUCACAGGUUUCAGUGAGUGGCACCCCUGAAGGAAACCCAUGUACGUUUAUCGGUUUAUAGGAGGAGACUCAGUCAGAGUAGUAGGAGCCAGAAUGAUCAAUUCAUUGAUUGUGGGCCCUCAAAAUAAAGAAGAAGAAGAACAAUUAAUAAUAAUAGUGAAGUUGUUUUUCUGUGGCAUUGAGAAAGAAAUUCUUUUCUAAAAAAAUAAUUCUAUAAGCUUCACUAUUGCAUGGCCAUAUUUCUGAAAUAAACUUGUUGUGUAAAGCUCUAUUUGGAAACUGUGAUCUUAGAUGAGUAAGUGAUUGAUAUUGUGCUUGCAAAUACCUUUAGGCCACAGGAUAAACCUGUAAAAUCGAUCUAUAAGUAACUAGAAUAAAUGGCCCGAUGUUAUCGGGAUAAUAAUGGUAGAUCCUAUGCGAUAAUUUCUAACUGCUAUUGCAAAAACUCAUCACAAUUCAUAACUUUAAAAAUGUAAUAAUAUUUACGUUUCUAACAUCAUUACGUUUUGAGAAGAAUUCAACUGCUAUAUAUUAUAGGCCUAGCCUACUCCUUUCACGCUCCUAAACUACUUUUUUCCCCCUCUAAACAUGACCUUAAAUUACACAGUCUAAAUUUUUACUAAUUAUAUCACUUUUGUCACUAAAGAAGUUAAUUGAUUGACAAUUACUACUUUAGAGAAAUACUUUAGAUUUACCCCUUUUCGUGCCCUUGAAUUAAAACUUUUAUACUCUAAAAAUUGUUUAAAAAACUUGCCUUAAAUUUACACCAAAAACUCUAUACCGGAAUAUGAUAUAAAAAUAUUUUAUCUUAUAAGAAUUCGAUAUAUAUUGAUAUCUUCAGCAAAAAUUUAAACACAUUUUUUGCCUUUAAAAAAAAAUUAUAUGCUAUCAGAAAAUCGUAAACAAUGAAUUCUUUUAUCUAAAGAAGAAUCGCGCAACCUUUUUUCACGUCUAUGUCAGAUUUGAGUUUUUUUGUUUUUUUUACAUUUAAAUUUUAAUCUCAUAAAAUACAAAUCUCUUUACUUUUUGCAAAUAAAAAACAAAAAUGUAUUUUAAUUUUUUGAAAGUAAAUAUUAACCCAACCCUAUUUUAAGUGUGUAAAAUGAUUGGGUUUUGAUAUUCAUGGGUAUACUUAUAUAAAUUUACCCAAGAUUUGUUAAUGCCGUUGAUCUUCUUAAUUGGUAAACAUACGUUUAUUUGUAAAAAGAGAAUGUAACGUCUCUUUUUUCCACAUAUGUAAUAUCAUAAGAGUUAACUAUAUUGUCAUCCACGUGAAAAUGUACACAUCAUAUUUCCUACCUCUUAAAUGUAUGUUCCCAAGAAGGUUAAUUAUUUAUUAAAUUCAUUCUUUUAUUUUGAGACGUAUCUUGUGCUGCCAGGGGCAAAGUAACCAACCCCUCCCCCACCCAGAUUUAAAUAAAUUUUGAAAAAUCUUCUACCAGAUUCUUUGAUUUCAUUUGAUAUUUAUACAGCGCUGGUAUCUAUGCCACGCUAGCAUGCUCACUGCGCUCUUGUCCUCUGAACUCUAUUGAAACAAAUGUUUUUGUUUCUUAAAGGAUUGUUUAUCAUUUACAAUUCUCCUUAAAGAUUGAGGCAAACUGUUCCAUAAUUUUGGCGCUAUCGCUUUAAAAGAGUGCACUUUGUAAGACUCUUUUCUGUGUUCAUCCACUCUAGGAAAGCUCAGUAAGUACUGUGUUGAAGACCAAAGGCUCUUCAGAAGUACAUAUUUAUAAAGAAUUUCACUGAGAUAUUCUGGUGCUGAGCCAUCUAUGCAGCUUUACGCCGGGACAAAAUUAAUGUAGUCCCUUCCAUACCCAAACUAAAAUAAUUUGCACUUCAUAUGGUUCGUUCUUUUUUGUUUUACCGUAGUUAUAAGUUGAUUAGUCAAUGCUAUUUGGCUAUGGAGUUGCGCUGCACUGUUUGACUUAAACCCUCCAAAACCUGACAUGUGAAAAAUUGACAUUACAUUGUAGUAUACAUGUUAUGGAAUUUACAGCCAUCAUUAUUAUUUUAUCACAGUCUUUAUUCUUUGAUUAUAUUUAAGGUUCGUUAUAAUUUUAAUAAAUGUAUAUUUUUGGAAUUAAAAAAGGCAACACUUUUUAAUGUUAAUAUACACGGCAGAAAUGUGUGUGUUUUAUUAACAAUUUAAAAAGCAAGCAAUUGUAUUUAUUAAUUUUACUUUUAAGAAGGGAAAAUACAGCAUCAGUUUUGUCACGUGCGGUUAUUAAAUUAAAAGAAAACUAAGAGUUUUGGAGAAAUAAGCUAUGAAGUCAUUUGCUGUUUAUUUAGAACAAAUUAAUUUAAAAUUUUAUUUUGCAAUGUUAACAACGCACUAAAAGGGGCACUAAAAACGACUGAUGUUUUGGUUUUCCCAAUAAAUGUGAUUACGGUGUAAUUCUUUGAUCAUGAUUUUUUAAUUUUUUUUAUUUUUUCAUAACUUUUAAACACAUAUAAAAUGCUUAAAAUAGUUCAUUAGUUGAUACUUUAAAUUUAUUUGUAAUUUAUAAUAAUAAUACUUAAACCUUUACUAUAAAUAAAAGCGGAUUUAAAAUUUUUUUUGCGGAUUUAAAUUUAUUCGAUAUCUGUAAAAUAAUAGAAAAUAACUAUGAUUGUUUUUAUGAAUCUGAAGUACUUAAAUCAUAUCUCCCUUGAAGUGUUAGGUCACCCUAGCUCAUUCUUAUAUAUAUAUUACACUUUCCAAUGGUUGCAAAAAACAAAAUUAUUAACAAAUCUUAAAUCAAGUUAUUGCUGUAAGACGUCAGAGGUUAUAAACUAGAGUCAAGGAAUGAAGAUUUUUUUUUUUUUAAAGUUUAUUUUUCACAUUUAGACCAUUGCUGUAUGCUUGGUAUGUAUAAAUAUAUUUUGAUCAGAUGUGUCCAAAAGCUUUUCCUUCUCUCUUCACAGGUGCUGCCCUCCCUUUAUUUUGAUGUUUUCUUGCCAAGACAUGGGCUGCUGUUGGAGAUCAGUUCUGAUGGAGAGAUAGUAACAUCACACCAUGACCCAGGGGCAAAGGUCAUCUGGGGUAUCAGUGAAGCAUACCAGUAUGGAGACGGCAUUUACUUUGGAAAUUUCAAACAAGACUUCAUUGGCUACAUUUCAAAAUCUGAACUUUAUGUUUAGCAAUAAAUAUAUUUUCUCAUUUCAGAUUCCCUUUUCAAAUUUUUAGGCUGAUUUUCAAAUCAAUUUUAUUGAAUUAACGGCAUUGCAAUCUGAAGUUAUUUUUAUUAACUUUACCAUGCAAAUGCAUAAAGUAAAUUUAUUUUUACCGACUUGAUUUGCAACCAUAAUUGAGUUUUACAAUAAGCUAUUUGCUUUGUUUAAAUAUGACAACCAAGGUGAAAUUAAAAUAUGUGUUGGAACCAUCUGGCCUUAAUAAUAACUUUGUUUCUAGAUCAUUUUAUUUCAAUUUGUGAAUAAUUAAAUCUUAACCUCAUGGGUGAAGUACAAUAUAAAUGUACCAGUCAAAGGGUAAUACAGGGAAGAGACUGCAAUCAGAUUAGGUGAGAAGGAACUAAAAACUUGGCUCCAAUGUAGUAACCAAGAGUUACUUUUAUUCUAUAUUUUUUUUUACAGUUUGUUUGCUGGAGAGGCUUCAUGUCAACACUCAUUUGUUUUGUUGCGUC